CUCACGGGGCUCAGUUAAUCCUGCUGCCAGGCGGUGUUAAGCAGCAGUCUCAGCGCUGAAUUCCGAGCAAGGGAGACGCGCAACCCUGAAGGCGCAGCGGAGGGGAGGCAAGAGAGGCGGCUAAAGAGAGCAGAGCGGGGGAAAAAUCAAAUCUAUGCUUGGAACUGGGCUUCUUUUUCGCCAAUGCAAAAGGGAAUAUGCAGCACAUUUUUGCCUUCUUCUGCACCAGUUUCCUAGGGGCGGUGUUAGGGGCCAAUUUCCCCAACAAUAUCCAGAUAGGGGGGUUAUUUCCUAAUCAACAGUCCCAGGAACAUGCGGCUUUUAGGUUUGCGUUGUCUCAGCUCACGGAACCCCCUAAGCUCCUUCCCCAGAUCGAUAUUGUGAACAUUAGCGACAGCUUUGAAAUGACGUACACCUUCUGCUCACAGUUCUCCAAGGGCGUCUACGCCAUCUUUGGAUUUUACGAGAGGAGGACUGUUAACAUGCUCACAUCUUUCUGCGGGGCUCUUCAUGUCUGCUUCAUAACGCCAAGCUUCCCGGUCGAAACGUCCAACCAGUUUGUUCUCCAGCUUCGCCCAGAGCUCCAGGAUGCCCUCAUUAGUGUCAUCGAGCACUACAGCUGGCAGAAGUUUGUGUACAUUUAUGAUGCUGACCGGGGGUUGUCAGUCCUACAGAAAGUGCUGGACACUGCAGCUGAGAAGAACUGGCAGGUGACAGCUGUCAACAUCCUGACAACAACAGAAGAGGGCUACCGCAUGCUCUUUCAAGAGCUGGGGAAGAAGAAGGAAAGGCUGGUUGUGGUGGACUGUGAAUCUGAGCGGCUGAACAUCAUCCUUAGCAAGAUCAUCAAGCUUGAAAAAAAUGGGAACGGGUACCACUAUAUUCUGGCAAAUUUGGGAUUCAUGGAUAUUGACCUGACCAAAUUCAAGGAGAGUGGAGCCAAUGUAACUGGCUUCCAGUUGGUGAAUUACACGGAUGCUGUUCCUGCCAGGAUCAUGCAGCAGUGGAGAAAUAAUGAUGCCAGGGAGCAUCCUCGUGUGGACUGGAAGAGGCCAAAGUACACAUCAGCCCUAACAUAUGAUGGGGUCCGGGUGAUGGCCGAGGCAUUUCAGAACCUGCGGAGGCAGCGGAUCGACAUCUCCCGUCGCGGCAACGCUGGGGACUGCCUCGCCAAUCCAGCCGUGCCCUGGGGACAAGGCAUCGAUAUCCAGAGAGCACUGCAGCAGGUCCGUUUUGAAGGAUUGUCUGGCAACGUUCAGUUUAACGAGAAGGGACGGAGGACCAACUACACCCUCCAUGUGAUUGAAAUGAAACAUGACGGGAUCAGAAAGAUUGGUUAUUGGAAUGAAGAUGAGAAGCUGGUUCCAGCAGCCAUAGAUACUCAAAGCGGCAAUGAGUCUACAAGCCUCCAAAACAGGACUUACAUAGUCACAACUAUCCUAGAAGACCCAUAUGUGAUGCUCAAGAAGAACGCCAACCAGUUUGAAGGCAAUGAGCGGUAUGAAGGCUACUGUGUGGAGCUCGCUGCUGAGAUCGCAAAGCACGUUGGCUACCACUACAGGCUGGAGAUUGUCAGAGAUGGGAAGUACGGAGCCCGGGACCCUGACACCAAAACGUGGAACGGCAUGGUGGGAGAACUCGUUUAUGGGAGGGCGGAUGUGGCUGUAGCACCUUUAACUAUCACUCUGGUUCGAGAAGAAGUUAUAGACUUUUCCAAACCGUUCAUGAGUUUAGGUAUCUCUAUCAUGAUAAAAAAACCUCAGAAGUCUAAACCAGGAGUUUUUUCCUUUCUGGAUCCUUUGGCUUACGAGAUAUGGAUGUGCAUUGUUUUUGCCUACAUUGGAGUGAGCGUUGUUCUCUUCCUGGUGAGUCGCUUCAGCCCUUACGAGUGGCACACUGAGGAAUUUGAAGAAGGACGAGACCAGCCGGCCAAUGACCAGACGAAUGAGUUUGGGAUAUUCAACAGUCUCUGGUUCUCCUUGGGAGCUUUCAUGCAGCAAGGAUGUGAUAUUUCUCCAAGGUCUCUCUCCGGCCGCAUAGUUGGUGGCGUCUGGUGGUUCUUCACCUUGAUCAUCAUAUCCUCCUACACAGCUAACCUGGCUGCCUUCCUCACGGUGGAAAGGAUGGUUUCUCCCAUUGAGAGUGCAGAGGAUUUGGCCAAGCAGACAGAAAUCGCCUAUGGGACCCUGGAAGCUGGCUCCACUAAAGAAUUUUUCAGGCGAUCCAAAAUAGCAGUGUUUGAGAAGAUGUGGACAUACAUGAAGUCAGCCGAACCCUCCGUUUUUGUGAGGACAACGGAAGAGGGGAUGAUCCGCGUGAGGAAGUCAAAAGGGAAGUAUGCCUAUCUCUUGGAGUCCACGAUGAAUGAGUACAUCGAGCAGCGGAAGCCCUGUGACACCAUGAAGGUGGGAGGUAACUUGGACUCCAAAGGCUAUGGCAUUGCAACGCCAAAGGGGUCUGCACUGAGAAACCCAGUAAACCUGGCAGUGUUAAAACUGAACGAGCAGGGGCUUUUGGACAAAUUGAAAAACAAAUGGUGGUACGACAAGGGCGAGUGCGGCAGCGGGGGAGGUGAUUCCAAGGACAAGACAAGCGCACUGAGUCUCAGCAAUGUGGCGGGGGUUUUCUAUAUCCUCAUCGGUGGGCUCGGACUAGCCAUGCUGGUUGCCUUAAUCGAGUUUUGUUACAAGUCCAGAAGUGAAUCAAAGCGGAUGAAGGGUUUUUGUUUAAUCCCACAGCAAUCAAUCAACGAAGCCAUACGGACAUCAACCCUUCCCAGGCCGGCUGCAGCAGGAGGCAGUGGAGAAAACGGACGCGUGGUCAGCCAUGAUUUCCCCAAAUCCAUGCAGACGAUCCCGUGCAUGAGUCACAGCACUGGCAUGUCCCUGGGAGCUACAGGAUUAUAAUUGGCCUUUUGACCCAUUGCCUGGGUGAGAGCAGGGGCAGCCCAACUCCACCCCUCCAGAGCCAAAACCAAACCCAACACCAACAAGACAAAUGACGAUGACAGAAGGGAAAAUUGGAUGGAUCUUCUCAAGGAAAUCAAAUCUAUUUCCCUUUUUAUUUGCAAACAGAUCCACCGGCAGGAGAACAGAAACAGGUCUGUACUGCAAUAAGGAGAGUAUAAUGGGAUUUAACAGACUCAUGAACCGUCCCUGAUCGACGAACCACUGGAACACUAAUGAGGACUAUGCCAUUUUGUUUUAACUUGGUUGUUAAUAAGUCUUAGUGUGUGCAAUAUAUAUAUUUUUUCUUACUAAUUCCUGUGGUGUCAGGGUAAAAUCAGCCCUUUCCCCUUUCCCUGCUCAGUCCUUCAAUCUGGUUUAGUUUGGGAGGCAAACCAUAAUGUCUGAGCUACUAACAGCAAAAAAGAAAAUCCUGAUAAAUGGCAAGUCGAAGUCCCUGCAGGGUGUCAGCAUUGACCCCUUUUGUCCAUCGUGAUUCUGCCUUCCGUUGUUCUGUUGUGAAGUCGGGCUGUGGAGUUAUUGCAACAAGGCAGACAGAGCUGCAAAUGCCUCUCCCUGCAACAGGAAGGACUUGGUGCAAGAAAGAACCGUAAUAAAAACAUGAGGCUGUUUUACAGGGGCAAAGUCAUGAGUGAGUUGCAAAACCCCACGUAACCUGAGGACAAAGUGGUAAUUCUUCCAGAGAUGAUGAGUGGCGGUUCAAGAGAAGAAUCAUGUGCUUGGAGUGGAGAGCGUCAUGCGUGGCAGACUAGAGCAGAUAGUUGGUCUAAGAUCACGGUCGGCUGCUGUUUAUGGAAGAGAGAAAGUAAAUGCCGCAUUCCCCUCACAUGAGACUCUCCUGCCUAGGUUAUUGGGGGCUAAUAAGCAAUUGUGAACCAUUUCUUCAUUGCUUAGCUUCUGUGUGUUGCUCCCUUUUUGGUGGUCACAUAAGGGAAUCACCUUGGGCCAGGAAUAGACCAUCUCAAGACAUCCAGUUCUAGAUGGCUGCCUAUUAAUGAGUAAAACAUGCUAGAAGUCAUGGGGCUGCAAUGGGGGUAUCCCUGCCUUUUUGCUCUGAAAUCCCCUUAUGGCCAUUUUUCUAAUUAAGAUGGACAUUUUGUAGAUAAUUGGCCAGAAUGGCUUCCUGGAAGGAACUGCUGAAGCAAACCAAGGAGGAAACCCUAUAAGAGCUUCAUUCAAGGGUCCAUGACAUUCAACAGCAUCAGGGCUGGUCAAACUCAGCCUUCCCAUCAAGUUGUAGCCUGCCUGGGUACAAAGCCAAAAGUAGCAGAUUCCCACUCAUGUAUCUUUAGGGAGGAGGAAGCAUCCACAAGCCAGGAGAGCAGGUUGCUGACCCUAUACUUGGUAUUGCAGAAACCCGCACUGCCAGACAGGCAGCUGGGAGUCCAACCACAGGCAUGGAGAUGAAAGAGGCAAGGAUAGUUUUCCAGACCUGCACAACAGGUUCAUUCUGUGAAUCACUGGCAUGGACAGACAAAUGCUUCUCACCCUGGUGAGCCUGAGACACCUCCUCAGAAGGGAAGGAUUCCCAGGGGAGCAUCUGGAGAGAGAGAAGAUCUGUGGGGCAGGGACCAGAGAGAACCCACCUAGCCUUGUCCCAUCUCACAAGUCCAUCACUGACGGCAAAUAAAGUUCAAAGCUUCUCACAGGACCCAGAAAGUAUCCGUCUUGGGACUGAGCUGCUAUUGGAGUGUUCUGAGAUGCUUCUUCUCAUUUUUUUCCUUUUUCUUUUUUUUUUUUCCUUUUUUUUCUGCAAUGUAGCAAGAGAGGAGCAGGAAAAGAAGGGAGGCAGGUGAAGAGAAAGUGAUGCAGGCAAAUGACUGGCACAGGUCUAUGAGGAAGAUCUGUCUAUGCAGCUGUCCAUAAGUACAUCUGGAAGGUGCCUGAAUACCAGUUUUCAUUAGUGUACGAAUGUGCAGAGCAAUACAUUUACCACCUUUAACACCAGCCUGGUCUGAAUUAUCUGUUCCGUUUACCCACAUGUCAUGCAACACUUUGGAGACCAGCAAGUCAGAGUCACGGUCCUAAGCUCGGGCACAGCAUGUCUUGUGCCAAUAUGUUUUCCUCUCUCCACCUCUGGAAACCCUUGUGAUCUUCAUCACUCAUCAUGAACUCUGUUAUCAGCCACUCCAAACACCUCUUCAGGUCACUUUGUGUUGGUUAUCAUUAUUUUUAAUCUGCUUUUCUUAAUUUUAACUUCAGUUUUGUAUAAGUGCUAGCACAAUGAAGACAUCCCACAAGCUAGCCUGUGUCCAUGCCCAGAGCCCUCUGAUGCAUCUCCUGACCCAGCUCUUGCAAUGUCCUGGAUCUUGCCAUGGCAGUGCACCACUGGGCACUGUGGCAGGAGCAGGCUGCCAAGACCCAUCGGUGCCCCAUCCUCCUCCAAAGACAGGACCACAUGGCAGCAGGUCACGGGAAGCCCAAGCGGGCCGUUAAGACUGUCUCGCGAGAAGCAGUGCAUCUCUGCUAGGACUGGCCACCUGUGAUGUGAAGAUGUGAAAUGCAGUUUUCAAAGGCUUUUGAUCGGUGGAGGAGUUAAAAAAAAAAUAUGAAUAGGACAAAAGCGUGGAAAAUGUUAACUUGUAAUAUGUAUUUUUACUACACUUUUCUUAAAAAUAGAGUAAUGGUAAAAAUCCUAAAGACAUUGACAUUUUUUCUCAACAGGAAUCCAUAUUUAACAGUUUUGGCUUUCAUUAAAUUUUGCUCUUUGGUACCUGGAUCUUUUAUUUAACCGCUAUAUUUGUUUUACCUCUCUUUUUCUUUUUUUUUUUUUUUUCUUUUGGCUGUACUGCAAAGGAUUUUGCUUUAUCGAAUGCAAUAAUGUUUUUCUUUUCACAUUCUCUUUUUUUCAAACAACAUUUUUAUUGGUAACUGUUAUUUACACAAAAAUGAAACUAUCAGCUGGAAUUUUAGCACCAAGGAGCCAUGAUCCACUUUUCAUACCUGUCCAUGCCGUUUUGUGCCAGUGCUGGAUGUGUGGAAAUGAAAAUGAUGUUACCCCUCAGGCAAUAUUACCCAACCUGAAUCAAACGAGAUUUCCUUGAUUAUUGCUGUGUCUGACUUGUGAACAGCAGCCAAAUAAACUGCUUCAGGUUGAAAUUGGGAAUCUAUCUAAUAUGUACCCAAGAGUCAGGAAACUAAACAUCCAGUGAGUUGAAAGUUAAUGCUUUUGUUUAGUUUUGAGUUUUGUGGGGAUGUUUUUUACAAAGGGCUAUUAGAGGAUUUUAGCUUGUUUUUACAGAGAGAGAAGACAUGGUCAGCUCAGAGAUAACUCAGAACCAGCACUGGUCCAAAAAUCCUCACUAGGAUCAGCUUUCCUAGGAGUUCCCAUGCUGUUUCAGAGGCUUGGACAUCUAAGAUGUUUCUAACUCAGUUUUCACACCAUGAACCUGCUAAAUUCCUCAUCCAAAAGACCAUUGAAGGGAGAAAGAGAGUAGGAUUUAAAGGCCCAUGGACAUUUAUGCAGACACUGAGAGCUGCUGAGGUUAACUAUAAUCAUUAAUGUACUCAAGCAGCUCUUAUGUACUGCUUGGUGCCACAGAUCUGGAGGGACUUCCCCAUAUCGUCAUUCCCAUUUAUCGGCUGGGGAAGCUGAGACCCAAAAGUGCCUUGGACCAGGCGUCCCAGCUUACCCCACAGGGCCAUGGUUAUAGAUUCAAGGUCUCUAACAUUCAGAAGGGUUCAUUUACCCACUGGUAAGUUUUAAAGAUAGAGUCAUCAAGGGGCAGAAUUAAUAUAUUUUGGAAGGGGCUGUGAACCCUCAGGCUUCAAAGCACAAGAGACACAAUCAAUGGCCCUGAAGGAGAGGUUUCCCAUGGGCAGGCUAUGCUGGAUCAGCCCAUUUUGGUCUUCCACAAUUGCUUAGGCAUCCAGUACUGUACUGUGGACUUGGAUCCUGUCUUAAAACACUCUUAUUGCUCAGUGGUUUACUCUUGGUUCCCAGUGAGGUUGCAGAAAUGCACAAGAAACAUUCCUUUGUAUUUCGGCAUAAAGAGGACAAAAUUCCGUCCUAGUGGCAAAAGUAAGAUUGUCCUUGUAAGAAAGUCUCCAGCAAGAAUCCAAAACCAUCUUCACCAGUUGUUGAACCAAAAAACCACCAAACCUUGAAUUUCAGCAAGUGAGGAACAGUUGCAUCACCCAGUCCAUCCCUUUCCUAUGGGAUGACAACCCUGCCAUCAGGACACAAAGCUGCGACGCUCCAAAAAUAUUUGGCUGGACUUGUUUGUCCAUGUGCCUACCUGCCACCAAAUGCAAGGGAAAUUUACUCUUCUAAGCUCAGUGAAGGGGUGGGGCAGGGAUGCAUCAAUGUUUGCUGUAACCCAGUGGGUACCACUAACCUGUUCAUCUCCAGUAACUCGGACACAUAGCUCCAUCAUGUUUUUUGGAGACAUGGUGAAGUUUUUACUGUGAACACAGGUUCGUGCUCCAUUUUCAAUUACAUGGUCAGUCACCCAUCUCACUCAUGGCUUUGGGUCCCCAGAACGUUCUUGUGCACAUUCCUGACAUGUUGGUCCACCACAGAAGCACGUGUCAGAGCUUAGAUGACCUAUCACAGUGGUGUGUGGUACCCUUGGGACACUGCUGGUACUCCUUACUGCCAACGGCAUGAGAAAUAACAGCACAGGUUGGGGCUCAGCUAGCAGAGGUUGCUCUGAAGCACCACCCUGGAGACUGGAGGAGGUGGGUUCAGGCUCUUCCCACCAGCAAAGGUACCAGAUUAACUCCAAAUACCUUUUAGAGACCUGUGUGGCCUGUGUUCUGAUGGCUUUUGUGGCUGCUGACCUCUCUUAAAUGCAAAUUCCCCAGUUGCUUUCUUGUUACCUAUGGGCACAGAUCAAUUUGUCAGCCACCAAUGCUGGGUUUGUGUUUUAGAAGCCCACUGCUGCCUGAAGCCCCCAUGCUUGCAUCUUUGCUCCCCAGUUAAUAAAUUAACAGAAAUAUAGGGAUGUCACUGUGCCAUGCACAGCUGCCCACCAGCCUGCAGGAGGGCAGGGAUUUGGAGAAAAAUCCACAUGCAAACCCCAGCUCAACAAGUGCCAGACAAAACUUCUUGGGCACCAUGUUGCUCCACCUUCAUUACAAAGAUGACACCCCUCCCAGCUUCCUUCUUACACAGAGCUGCUCUGUUUUUUCCAGCCACUGGGUCCCGAUGGUUUGAGUAUUUAAGAGGGAUGAAUUUAGUGUGCAAGGACUUGGAAAAGUUUCAUCUAAACAUGGAGGGAUAGCUCGAGACUGGUCUUUCCCAUCAAAAUCCUAACCAUUCCCACUCUGGGAUUCUCCACUCAGCCCUGACCUGCAGCAUUUCCCUUCUGUCCGUCCCCAUCUCUCCUUCAUCUGUACAUCAGUCCCACCCUCAGUGCUGCCAGCUACUGCCCUCCAUGACCUGGAAUAGGCUCUGGGUAUGUACAUGGUGGUUGUCUUAUUGAAGAUAAGUCUAUAUCACCGCAUAGCUUUAGAAAUCAAAUGAACUCAGCUUCCUUUGGGAUGGGGGCAGACCUGUGAAUCCAGCUCCACACCGGGCAGAAAUGAUACCAUAACCCACCAGUUUUCUCAAGCAGCAAGGAGCCUUUCUGCAAAUGGGGUGUUAUAUGGAGCCACAGACUUGCAAAGUGCUAAGUUACUUGGAUAUUCCCAGAGCACUUAGACUAAUCUCCCUUUCGCUGGUGCGGACUUAUCCCAAGGAGCCAUCGCUGUCUGGCUGCCAGAAGGUACACCUGGCUUGGGGAUGGAGAGGGGCAGGGUGCUGGGCACCAUCACCAAGCUGGUACACGAGUGAGCUCAUCUGCCAAAUGUGUGCAAGGGGAGACCUGUCUCUAGAGCAGUGAAACACAGUAACCUUCACCCCCAGAAGGGAUAUAUUGAGAAGAGUAAUUACCCAAUGUUUGCACAUCCCUUUCUCAUGCACUAAUUAUAUAGUACACACGCAAACACUCAUGCAUAUACAGACAUUAAGAGAUGGCUUUGAUGGCCCAAAUUAGCUGUUAAGGUACCUUUUCAUUCCUAAGGAUCAAUAUGGUAUAAUGUAACAGCCACAAAGUAUGUUCAUUACUCUGCAGAGCUGGUUUAACAUGCUCUCUGGAUCCCUUUGGCAGUAAUUCCUCCUCUGUUGGAGCUGGCAUCAAAAUUAAUGGCAUGUCGUGUUCUGUAAGUCCUGACUUUUUAGAUGAAAGGUACAUGAUGUUGUUCACAUCAGUAUUACAGUGUAAUAAAUCAAUGCUUUCCCUUUGGAAGGAUUUCAGAAGAUUUCACAACUUGCUUUCAGGAACUCAAAAGACAAACUGUCUGCCAGGUCAUGGGCUGAUAAAAAAAAUUCCAUGAAAACAGAUAAAGGAGGAAAGAAAACCCCACCAUUUUAUUGCAGUAUUGUUGCCUGCUUCGUGUAGGACACUAGAGCCGGGGCACCAAUGCCUAAGUUUCAUCAGGCCCCAUUGCACAAGGUGGUGCACAGCUCAGGGGUGUAUAUUCCCUGCACUGAGGAGGCUAAAAUCAAAGUUGACAGAGGCUGCGGUGGGGGGAACACAGCCUGAUUUCACUUGACCAAACAGGAGCAGAGAUAAAAGUAGAGUUUGCCUUCCAAUUGCCAGACCCUAGAACAAGUUCCUCCCAAUUUUCAGAAAAGCAGCAGGGAAGGGAAGAGGAGUGAAGACAGAACAUGCCAGGACAGAGCACCCAGCAAUCCCCCAAAAGGUGCCCACAGAGCUAUUGUCCCAGGUUCUUUGGUAGCUGCUGCCUGGAGUGCAGUUCACUUACUUAAUGACAUCUUUACCAAGUAAAACUUAAAUUCCCCUGUUCCCAGGAGCACAUGUGCGAGAUGGGAAGAGGCUGAACUUGAAAGGGGAGCCGUUUUGUUGCCUCAGAUUAGCUCAAACUGUGUGACAAGCUUUCCUCACUUCAAAACCAAUGUUGUUAACCUUGAAAUCUGCAUUAUUAAUAUUUCAACAUGAGUCCCAUCAGGAGCUGCCAAAAGAGCUCUCCUGGACUCAUGACAGCUAGUCCUGUUUGAUUCUAAUCAUAUAUGAAUGCAUGAGUUAAGAAGACAUCAUUAAAAGCACAUUAAGUUUAAUUAUGCUAGCAGCCGCAGACAGUGGGAGCAUCGGCUUAAUGCAGAAUGCAUAAUUAGAUCAGACCUAAUCCAUUAGAUUCAUAUUUGUUAAAGAAAAUGUUCCUCGUCUAUAAGUGGAGGUGACACCCCACUUAUACAAAACAUCAAAGUGAUCUAUAGAGUUUGGAGGAUCGUCACCAUUUUCUGGGAAACACUGCCCUCUCAUCCCCUCUCCACUCCUCCCUGCCCAUCACCUCUGUGCACUUUGCUGAGCCCUCACUCAGCUCAUUGCACAUCCAAUUUAAUAAAAGCACACAAAAGUAACAAGAAGAUCCUCCACUCUGGCAGCCAAGCCCUGGGGAGGUGCUGUAGUGGUUUAAGCCAUUAUGGACCCAGAUCUCUUUUGCAAGGAGCUGGCACUGCCAGAGCAGUGUGUAGAUGCAGGAGUGCACCCGGUCCUGGGUGAGUGGAUGGCCUCACAACCCAGUUAGACCAGUGCAGCCAUGCUCGGUGGUGCCAGCGUGGCUGAUGCCCUUACACAGACUCCAGCUGCUGUUGGCUGCAGAGUGGGUUGGGACAAUUUUCCAAACAAAUCAAAAAAAGACAAAAAUAAACCAAAACAAUGAAAGCAAAAGUGUUUCAGCUCUUUCUAGGGCUGGUCCAGCUCUCUCCACUAACACCAGGGGGGCAGUGGCAGGACCCCACAGCUGUGGCAGCAGGGAAGGAGGCAUGUCCCUUUUCCCAGCAGCAUGGCAUUCCAGACCACCCGCUGCAUUGCUCUGCAAAACCACUGCAUUCAAGGGAAACCACCAUCACCAGUGGCUUUAGUUAAGCCCCAAGAUGAGCAGCCAUGGGUUGCCGCCCCCAUCUUUGCCCCACAGCAGGGUCCUAGGGGUAACUGGUGCCAACAGUCCCUCACACUCCCAAGCAGCAUCACGGCAGUAGGGACAACAAAUCUGCCAAUGUCUGAGCCCCCCAGGUAAUCAGGUUGCUGUGGCUUAAUGCUUCUCAGCUGGGAUACAGAGGAUCCUGUGUCUUGUGCUUGUGCUAUGGAGUGAUUUCAGCAGCAUCUCCCAGCCCAGACCCCGCGGCAGUGGCUGCUGCCUAGGCAGGGCUUUUCCAGCUCCAGGUGCAGCCCAAAGGUGAUGCACCUCACUAGCAUGCUGCUAAACCACAGUGCUCGUGGGUCCACAUGCUCACUGCCACCCUACCUUGCUACAGAGAGGGGUGAAUUUUCUAUGAGCCUUUGCCUGCCGCAGGUUAUUCACUCCCAUCACCCCACAGACUAACUCAGCUCAGCGCUGGACAUGGAGAGGAUCUGCUCAAAGCUGAGGUCUGAGUCCUGCUCAAGGGUGAUUUCAGCUGAUGUCCCCUCCAGCCUGGAGUCAGAGCGGGCUGGAAAGGGGGGGCCACCACAUGACAAAUUCCUGGCAGCUGUGUGCAAGAAAUUGCAGUUCAGGAGGGAACCCGAGAGCCCUGCGCUUGCUGCCACUCAUUAUGGGCAGGAGCCGCUUAUGCUUAACGGCUCAGCUGAGCCCUCUAACACCUGCCUAAGUGCUGAAUAUUAUUGCUAAUAAAAGAUAAUGGCCUCUUGCUGCCUUUCCUCUAUGGAGCCGGGUAAGGGCUAUGGAUGGGAAGCCACAGCACAGAGGCACAACCCAGGGCACGGCAGAUGGGCAGGAUUAAAACUUUUCUGAAGGUACCUUUCACGGCCAAGGCUCAGCUUCAAAUGGACCACAGUUACUGGUUAGACAAAACUGAGAUUUCCAGGAAGUUUUCUGAAUAAAGCAUCUGUUACCUUAGGUUUGGAAGGCCUUUUUAGUUUGGUUUUCUUCUUUUGUUUGGUUUUGUGGUUUUUUUUAAAAGAGCGAGAAAGUCCCUACCAUAUUAUCCAUAUUCCAUUUUCAUCCUCGCCACCUCCAUCUCCUCUCUGCCCUGCUCAUGCAGGCAAGGGUGACACCAGCGCAGGCACGUUAGGCUGUGUUACAGGGUCUGGGCGGGGAUGGG
Messenger RNA from Phalacrocorax carbo (great cormorant), 12015 nucleotides. NCBI's taxonomy places the organism in Eukaryota, Metazoa, Chordata, Aves, Suliformes, Phalacrocoracidae. The record is from RefSeq and is a predicted model, not a curated record.